Messenger RNA from Colletotrichum spaethianum, 7458 nucleotides. Its product is annotated as neurofibromin. The record is from RefSeq and is a predicted model, not a curated record. The coding region runs from base 1 to 7458 and encodes 2485 amino acids. The transcript has 13 exons. Lineage: Eukaryota; Fungi; Ascomycota; Sordariomycetes; Glomerellales; Glomerellaceae. Gene Ontology annotation, biological process: regulation of GTPase activity.
AUGAACGGCGAUGCUGGUCUCGUCGGCUGCCUGGUCGAUAGGCUCGCCACUAGGCUUCCCCACAGGACAGGAACCCACGGACAGGAGCUUCAGCAGGACGAUAUUGUCCUCAUCACGAGGUCCACCCUGGUCAAGAUUAGCACUUCUGCUCUCGCCUUUGUGCUCGAUUCCCUCGUCGCUCUCCUCGAAGAUAUAAUUCGAAACUACAAGGGCUUCCCCCCACUUGCACAUCCACCACAUGUUCUUCUUUCCGAGGUUUACGUACUUGCCUUGGCUGCCGACUGUUGUACCGCCCAUUGGGACCAUGUCAAGGCCCAAGGCUUUCGCCAACCUGCUGUCGGUGCCGACCCCCGCCGUGCGACUCCUACCGUCGUUCCAGAGCCGUUGGACGAGGCUCUUGUCAAUCGCGUUUUCGACUUGGUUAAGUGGCUUGUUGAGCCCAUCCCUGAGGGCUACGUCCUGCCCUCCUCCACCAUUCUCGAUGAUACACCGAGACACACCGACACCGUAGCCCGCUCCGCGAGCGGUCUUGCCUCGCCCCUUCCCGGUGAUACUGAUGCGUCCGAAGACGAUGACGUUCUACCCACUACUCAAGUCGCCGUUUUAGAGCCUUGCGUAAGGGUCAUUGUCGAGUACGUUACAGCCUCGACUUGGUCCUGUUCCUUCGACUACUUCAGAAACGUUGUGUACACUGUCCGUACCGCAGCUGUUGUGCAAGCUGCCCCUGGUCAGUCGGCCGCUACACCGGACGACGACAAGGCCUCCCUAGCGGUGCUCAAGAUAUUGUCCUUCUUCUGGGUCGAUGCUCAAAAGCUCGGUCUUAUCAUUCAGGAGAUAUGUUCCAGCUUUUUGCAUUUUCGAAAGUCCUUCCAGAACACGGUAGCCGUUGUUGCCCCUUUACUCAUUACUAGGUGGCUCGACCGAUAUCCCCAUGAGUUCGUGCAGCAACACACUUUACACAAGCGGCUUGACGGCGGCGCUGAUACCUUGUUUGACAUGACACAAACCGUGGUUGAUAACGGUCGCAAGAAGGGAAUGCUGUAUCCCUUGCAAACCACUCUGCUCUUCCUACUACCCGACGUGUUCGAAGUGGCUAGUAAUCUCCGAGAGGCCAAAAGCAGUAGUAUGGCCAAGAAGGUCGGUUUCUUGGACAACCUCAGGAAGGCCCUCAGGAACAAGAACGAGCAAGCCGCCUACUCUUUGGUGUCUUUACUUAGGGCAUCACGCCACUUCGUUGCAGAAGAUGACGCGGCGCUGGUGAGCUACGCCAUGGAUGUACAAGAUGAGGUUCGCGAGGCCGUCUUUCGCCGGGGCAAUGACUCGUCCUUGUUUGAUCAAGACAUGAUGACAGCAGCUUUUGUGAGCUUGGCUGAACUAAGCCUGGACAGCUGUGUCGGCUCGCUCAACCAGUCGUACCUCAAUCUAUCUUCACCACUGGCCUUCAAGACGGCCGUCGUGCAAGGUUGCCGUUACUUUGCGCGCCAGAGCGACUCGCAUAUUUAUGAGCAACUGUUUGCCGUGGCAGGGCCGUUUAUGCGUACUCAGCUUAAGGUCGUUGCAGAUUCACCUGCAGAAUCCACUACCGUGGCUCUUGCGCUGCCGCGUCGUGACUCGAACCUUCACUCGUUUACAAACAUGGCAUGUGAUGUUCUCAAGUUCUUGGAUGCGUCGCCUCGGUCUCUUUUCGAUGGCGAUGGACAGGGAGAAUCUAUUGCUGUCGCGGUCGAUGAGGAUGUCUUCCUCUCCUUUCUGUCGUGCGUCGUAUCCGCCAACCCUACCAUCCGAAGACUUGCCACAGGCGUUGCGAAACGGCUCUUCUCCGAUGAUUCCAUACUAGAUAUCAUCCGCUCCCGCGGCAGGCUGAGCUCAGCAGCGCUCAAGAGAGAGUUUUGGAGACGCAGCUCGCUGGUUCUGCUGAACAUGUGCAACGAUGUAACUUCUGACGGAGACGGACCAGAAAUCAAGGCUAUUCAUGAAUACCUGGAGGCCCGCAAGUUCUUGCUGGCAUCACUGCGUCUUGACGCCGGCGCGUAUCAACCGGUUUACAAAACUGACGAGACCUUUCUUCGCUCUCAGGAGCUCUCAGACAUGCCCGAUGGUGUUCCCGAAAUCGAGGGAGCUUCAUCUAGACUUGAGACGACUCUUCUCGUCUCCUUGUGUUCUGCCGACGUCGACACUUGCCAGACAGUGACAGCGUGUAUAGGGCUUUUCUAUGAGGAAAACAACCUUGUCGAUAUUGCCUCGGAUGCUGCUAAAGGAUUUGCCACACUUCUUCGCAACGGCGAGGUUUACGGGGAAAUCGCUUCUCGAGCAUUCCGGUUCACCGGGCUCGUAGCAUUCCAGAAGAGGGUUCGUGGCCUGCUCCGCCGGUUGCAGUAUCCCACGAGCGGCAUUCUCUCGGCCUGGGAAUACGGCUUCGAGAGGUGGCUUCUCCUUUCGAGAGAAGUCUCUAUGGCGCCAGUUGAUGCUGUGGAUGACAGGACCCUGACUGAAUGGCGAAAUUACUCGGGCUUUCUAGCGUCCCUAGGGGGCAUCUGCACCGCAAACCAGGCAAUCAUCCUUGAGGAGCCCGCUCUCAGCGGGUUGAGAUGGAUUGACAGGCUCCCUUCAGAAAACCAUGAAGAGCCUCUGUUGGGCAGAUAUCUGAAGCUCAGCAUCCAGCUUCUAGGCUGUGCAAGCGUCAGGAUCAGAGAGGCCACCCGAGAGGUACUUUCGAGUGAGGUUUCAUCCACGCUCUAUCAGUCACUCUUUAAGGCUCUCGAGUCCGAACUGGAGGUCCUGUUCACUGGCGCUUUGGCACCCAGCGACAAGGCACAGGAUGUCGAAAUCAUCUUUGCCGAACAGGCUAUUUCUCUCUUGAAGGCGCUCGUGGAGCGACUCGAGAGUCCUUCAGACCUCGGUGCCGCCUCAGCUAUACACCUCGGUGCUCUCGCUCUCAACUUCGCCAAGUUCCUCGACGGCGUUAGCGACAGCACCAACACCCUACGGGUCAAAAUCAAGGUGUGCCAGCUGUGUGAGGCUGUCACGAAAAGGAAAGAGCAUCUGAAUCUUAGAGACGACGUCCGGAUCAGAAAUCAGCUCCUCGAGUACAUCUUCGGUUGGAUUGCUCGCCCUCGAUCUCCGCGCCUCGACUCGACUACCAGCAGCUCGGGCGGUCGUCUCGACGAGGUUGUGAGGGUGCAAAAGGACCUCGACAAAGCAUGUCUAAAAUCGCUGGCCGAGCUUACGUUCCGCCUCCCGCUGCAGCCCGGCGAGGGACAGACCGAUGCUGGCACAAGCGAGCUCAAGUCGCAGAUGUUCCACACCUACUUUAACCGUUUUCUAUCGUUGCUCAACCACGAGUCUCCCGAGGGUGGCAGAAACGAACUCAUGGCAGGCAUCUCGAGCCGAGACGAAGGCGGGUCUUCGUCAGAAUUUGCCAUCACUAUACUCUCGAACCUGCUCAGCGCCAACAUCGACGUCGGCCUGAAGCACUCCUUGAACAUUGGUUACCACGACAACGUCGAGAUCAGGACGGCCUUUGUUAAAGUCCUGUACAAUAUACUCAUCCAAGGCACAGAGUUUAGCAACUUGACAGAUGCUGCCGUCAGUGAGAAAUAUGACGAGUUGCUUGAGCUCCUCACCAAGGACAUGACCCUUGUGGCCGCCAUGAGUGCUGUGUGUCCAAGUAGCGAGGUUGAUGAGCUGACCGUCUCUCUACUUACCAUCUUUGAGCACCGCGGUCUCAGCUUCGAGCUGCUAGAAGUCCUCAUCAAGCAAGAGAUCGAGGAAACAGACAACGAAUCCGAGAUUUUGCGGCGUACUUGCGUGGCAACCAAGAUGCUUUCCGUUUAUGCCAAAUGGAAGGGGCAACCGUACCUGAAGGCCACUCUUCAGAAGGUUGUCGAAAGGCUAAUGCUCACCUCCAAGGAUUUGGAUCUUGAAUUGGACCCAGCCAGAGUCAGCUCUACGGAUGAGCUGCAGAAGAAUGCUCUCCAACUGCGUAUUGUCGCCAAGGUAUUCAUUGACGACAUUUGUGCGUCGUCCUCCAGCAUGCCGGCCUCAUUCCGAAAGAUCUGCAACAUUAUUUCUACCGCCGUACUUCCGCGGUUUCAAGAAGCCAAGUACACAGCUGUGGGAGCCUUCGUGUUUCUCAGGUUCUUCUGCCCGGCCAUUGUUGCGCCUGAGGUUGAGGGUCUGGUCACGACGAUACCUUCCAAAGAAAUGCGUCGGGGUCUUCUCCUGAUUGCCAAGGUUAUCCAAAACCUGGCAAAUAACGUGCUGUUCGGGGCCAAGGAGCCAUACAUGUUCCCUUUAAACGACUUUCUCACCCAAAACAUCUAUCGUGUUACCACUUUUUUGCGCGAGAUAUCUGUGCAUCCUGAGAAUCUGGAAACUCCGCCCACCACAGAAUCGUUCGACUUUGGCUCUUGCGUCGCUUUGCACAGGUUCUUGUAUGACCACUGGGACCAUAUGCGGCAAAGACUCGUGACCCAAGAGCGAAGGGAUUUUGUCCGGUCGCCCGCCGAGGUAUCUAGGGGUCGGUCGCCUGUUCUUGAACCACUUCGGAACCUCAUCACGAAUUUGGGACCGCCGCCUUUGGCUGUGACCUGGAACAGACCACAAAUAUCGACAAACACCCCGCCCUCGUACUCGCGAUUUCAGAACUUCAUGCUUCGAAACGCCUUCCGCAGCACCGAAUCCUUCAUCACGGCUAGGGCCGUCUACGACGGUGGUGAGAGCAAGGAUUCUCUCUCCAUUAUUUGCAUCAUUCUGCGACACAUUGAUGCUGAGAGCAUAGAUUACGACACACUCUUGUACUGCUACCUGAAGAUUGCAAGUCGUCUGUGGCAUAAACCCUUUGGUCUCCUCAUCGACGCCACAUGUUACAAUGGGCAGAACGAACCCCAAGACGAUCUUUUCAAGAAACUCGAACAACUCACACCCGUCGAGCUGUCCAAGAAUCUUGUCAGGAUCUAUGUCUACAACAUGAACAGCGCAUUCAGUGUUUUCAAUCCUAAGAACGUCGACUAUCAUUUGAUCGGCAGUCUACAGGAUUUACAAGCUCAUUUCCAUCUCAGCCAGCUGCAUCUCCCCAAAGAGACAAUCAGUGUUGUCACAGAUACCCGUUAUGUGUUCCAGCCAAUUACUCGACUGUCCAAGACAAAGGGUAAAAUUGAAGUGGUCAUUAAGGUUGGCAGCCAGUUUGUACAGGUCACUACGACCAAGAAACAGGAAGUCUUCCCAGGAUACAGGCUGAGCACUACCGUCAACGACAUCUUCAGACUCGGCGAGGUGGAAGAAGCGCCAACUUCAAUUCAGACAGAGGACGACUCGGCUUUUGGCCUACGUGCAGACAACGGCAAGAUUGUCAUGUACUUCACCAGCCCCAAAAAGAUCGACGUGCUCCAGACAAUUCGCGGUGCAAAGGCCAAGUAUGGCAAGGACACAAGAGCACACAAGGCCUACGAGCGAUUGAUUCGUCCGCAAGAUGUGCCAGGUACUCUACUCAACCUUGCCUUGACGAACCUGUCAAGCUCCGAUCAUGUGCUGAGGCUUUCGUCGUACAACCUCCUCGGGGCCCUAUGCAAGGCUUUCAAGUUCGGCGCAGCUUCGAAUUUGAUGUGCACCAAAGACGUGUCUGUUCCGAUGGACCCUUCUCAUUUCAUCAUCAAGAUUAGCCGACAACUCGCAACGUCUGAACCACAGCUGACGUUUGACUUCUUAACCGAGUUCUUUGUUGGCUGGGAAACCUUUACAGAGGAGCAAAAACCUCUUAGUCUCGCGUACAUGGCACCAUGGCUGCAGGGCUUACGAACGGCCGUUCUGGCAAACGAGCCCGACGCCGAAAAGGGCAAGGAGAAAGUUGCUGCCCUGUUCCGGAAACUCAUAGAUGUGGCCAUGUCGGACCACGGCCUGACAUACACGCUGGAGCAAGUCGUCUGGCCCGCCAUUUAUCAGGACGAAACAAUACUUGACAUUUUUCUCGAGGAGCUCAUGAGGGCAGCAUUGAGCUUUGGCUUCUCUGAAGAGCCCAUGGAAGGCUUAUCUUCCAUCGUUUCAGGUAUGGGCAGCAUCACGUUGCGGGGCAAGGUGAUUUCUCGAUUGCGCAAGGCGUUGAAUCGUUCUUCUCUUCGACCCACAAAGUAUUUGCCCGACAAUGCUGUCUGGGCCGAGAUCUGCGUCUUGCUACACUUUUGUCUGUCACUGUCUUUCGACAACGGCGUUCAGUCUCAGCUAUAUCUGCCUGAGAUCUUCCACAUCGUCACCAUCUUGGCAAACACGGGCGCUCCAGAGGUACGCUUGCUUGUGCACAGACUCCUUGUAAACACUGUCCACGCAGCUUGUACUUCCUUCAACCUUGACGACACUCGAUUCAACAAGCUCAGGGGGAGCUUGGAUUUCCUCAGCGAGCCCAGAAGCGAAAUCUUCUCAGCACCACCUCCUUUCUUGCGCGACGGCGCUUCCAUGUCAACAACACAAGAAGCUGGCCCUUCGCUUACUGCCACUGAGAACCUGGCCGCCGUCCUAUUUGAGGUCUGCUCGGUCGCAGCACCUUCAGUCGACAUCUCCAACGCCUGGAGGUCUCGGUGGAUGAGUCUGGUCGCCAGUACUGCUUUCCAAAACAACCCAGCCAUCCAGCCUCGAGCUUUUGCCGUCAUGGGGUGCCUAGCGCGGGAAGAAGUGGAUGACGAUCUACUCUAUCAAGUACUCGUCGCUUUGCGGAACAGUGUAGGUCGCUUGGGUGAGGAUACCAACAGUGACAUGCUCAUCUCCAUUGUCACAUCCUUGUCCAAAAUGAUGGCUAAACUACCCUCGGCAUCUCGAUACGGGCUGCAACUCUUCUGGUUGGCAAUUUCACUUUUGCGACUGGUCCCUCCGGCGCUGUUCAAUUGCACGGCCCAGUUCUUGGAGGCAGUUAUGACUAACAUUAGUACUGUGGGGGACUUGAGGGGGGACAAGAUGGGACCUCUACUCCUUCAGGGUCGGGUCCAGCUCGAAGAGGCUGCGCUGCCUCUAGAUGACGCUUACGGCAUUCACUUCACGGUAGAGAACUUCCACUUCGCGGUCUGUGCCUGUCUCGCCCGGGGCCUUGCCGACACCACAACCAAAACCAACGCCACCAGAGUACUGUCGGCUUUCUUAGACAUGGCUGGCAGUCCUCCAGGAGACACUGGCAAGCCGUCGGAUGACAUUUCUCGAUCGCCUUACAUGGCCCUGAUCCUUGCCCGGACUGUUGGGAGCGAUGAGCUCAGGGAUAGUCUAUGGCUUGCUGGAAUCAACCCUUUACUUUUGGGGGAUGUCGCUGGGACGCAACGAUACGAGGAUCUCGGUGGCAUGAAGGACAAAGACCUCCUCCUGAACACGGCUAUCGAACUGAUCGAUUUCCAGUAUCUGGAGGAUGCGCUACAGAAUCGGACACUCCGAUGGUUGACAGAGCUCGCAACAGCUAGACCAGCCGUCAUUAUGCACCUGUAA